Messenger RNA from Panicum hallii, 1106 nucleotides. RefSeq lists its product as uncharacterized. The record is from RefSeq and is a predicted model, not a curated record. The coding region runs from base 106 to 834 and encodes 242 amino acids. The transcript has a single exon. NCBI's taxonomy places the organism in Eukaryota, Viridiplantae, Streptophyta, Magnoliopsida, Poales, Poaceae.
GAAUCCAACCAAGAUCAGAAGUAAUCCACCUUGGCCACCAGGCGGAUCAGUUCGCGGACAAGCAAGCAAGCAAGGCGCGCGCGCCGCGGGCGUGGACGGAUCGAAAUGGGCUCCUGCGUCUCGUUCUCGCGCUCGCCGCCGGCGGCGUCUACAGCAGCGGGGGAGUCGGCCCGGCGACAGCGGGCGGUGGCCACCGCGAAGGUGGUGAACCUGGACGGCUCCAUGGCGCAGUUCGCGGGGCCGGUCACGGCGCGCGAAGCGCUGCUGGAGCUGGCGCCGGGCGAAGGCGGGGGCCGCCGCUCCGGGUCGUCGCCGCCGCGCUUCCUCUGCAGCUCUGACGAGCUCGGCUUCGACGCGCCCGCCCGCGCGCUGGCCGCGGACGAGGCGCUCCGGCCGGGGCAGCUCUACUUCGCGCUGCCCGCGCCCAUGCUGCGCCGGCCGCUGUCCGGGAACGACAUGGCUGCGCUCGCCGUCCGGGCCGCCACGGCGCUCGCGGUCGAGGCGGGUCUCGCCGCCGGAGGCUUGUCUCCUCAGCGGCAAACGAAACAGGGCGGGGCGCCGGCAGGCAAGGGCCGCCGGCGCCGGCUGUCGACGGCGCGAGUGGCUCCGCUUCUCGUCGCCAGCAGCAAGGACGACGGCCGGUCCGACGACCAUUCUUGGAACGGCGACACGCGCGGCGGAUUCGCAACGCGCAACAAGACGGGUCACGACGGUGACCGCACGGUCGGGAAGGCGAGUGCGGGACGGGGAGCUGCUCACAGGAGCGGCGGCGCUAGUCUCCGUCGUCCCGGCGUGCAGCAGAGGUUAAGCGCCAUCGCCGAAGACGAAGAGUGAUGCGCCGGUAAAUCGACGGAUUAUUGAGUUCUGACCACGACCGGGGGAUCCAACUUACUCGUCUGUCGUCGGUCUCGUCUGGCUCCCCCGUGUUCGAAGAUCAGCGGAGAAGCGAACAUAGUAGAUGUAUAUAGGAGUAGACUAGCAUCACAACGCGUGGGUGCAGGGCAUGAGGGCAACAGGCACCUCCGAUUCUUUCCAUUCGUGUGUGGACCCAGAUUCGGUCUCUUGAAUAGAUAGAUCAUAUUUAUAUCGAAUAUUCAAAUGCUAAU